UUAGAAGCUCUUUUGACGAGACUGUAAAGAUAAGACAUUGAGGAGAAAUCACUUUGAACUUGAAGAACAAGUGUCUGUAAGAGACAAAAAGUUUACACCAAGAUGCCGAGGUCAGCAAAAGGAGGUAACGAUACAAGGGUUCAAGGGACAAAUGACAGCAGUAUUGUCAGUAAAUGUUCCAUUACAGCCCAAGGAUAUUUCCAAGAUGAGUAUCUUAGACUCUUUGUGUCUAAGACGGCUCGUCGAUCACCGCUUAUCAACAGAGGUUACUACAUCAGGGCUAGAGCAGUCGAUGAUUACUUGAAACAGUUCCUUGCUACCAAUCAGGAUAAACAAAAACAGAUCAUAUCCCUGGGGGCGGGUUUCGACUCUGCGUUUUUCAGGUUACAAUCCAAUGGACACCUGACAAACACGACAUUUUAUGAAGUGGACUUUCCUGAUUUAGUAAAAAGGAAAGGAACGAUUAUCAAGAGUAACGAGGAGCUGAGUAAGCUUCUCAUAAAUGGGAAGAAUGUGGAGUCGAAUACACAGAAUGGUAUCUACUUGACAUCAGAGAACUACUAUCUUCUAGGAGUUGAUCUGACUGAUCUCAACCUACUCCAAAGAUCCUUGAAACAAUUGGGCAUCAGCAGUGAAGCGCCAACCUUUCUCUUAUCGGAGUGUGUUCUGACAUACAUGAGAGUAUCCAGCUCUGAUGCUCUUAUCCAGUGGGCUGCUGAGUCUUUCCCCAACGCUGUGUUCCUGACAUAUGAGCAGAUACAUCCUGAGGAUGCUUUUGGCUGUGUUAUGCAGAAACAUUUUGACAAAUUAAACUCUCGUUUGAAGGCCAUCGGAACUUACCCCACCACUGAAGCGCAGCUGCUGAGAUUAAAAAACUUGGGAUGGCAAGGUAUAACUGCAGUGGAUAUGAACUCUUACAACACCACCAGAGUCUCUCUGACUGAAAGGAUGAGAGUAGAACGGCUGGAACCUUUUGAUGAAUUUGAGGAAUGGCAUUUGCAGUGCAAUCAUUAUGCCGUUAUUGCUGGUUAUAAUGGGGACUGUGCGGAAAUGAUGGAGUACUUUAAACAAGGACAUCAAAUGAUAUCAACCCUGAAAACAAGCUCCGUAUCCAUCCUUGAAGACUCCACCCUCACACCACUAUACUCCCAACCCUCCUCCACCGUCUCCACUAAACCUGUAAGACGCUUUGGCCAUGCUAGUGCUUUGCUCCAUCUAGACAAGAUAUUAGUCUCGGGAGGGUUUGGAGAAACAGAAGGAAGACACAAUAGACUUGGAGAUUUUCUUCUCAUUGACUUGAAGACGAAGCGUUUGGAUGAAAUUCCUGCUUCUCCAAGGAUUCAGGAACUAGGGCCGAGAAUGCAUCACACUCUCACGGCUCUCUCUCAAGACGCUAGUUUCCUCAUCUUUGGUGGACGGAGCUCUCCCACAAAACCAACAAACUCCACUGUCAUUUUUAAUCUUGACAUGAAGUCACCAACUACAGCAGAAGAUGAACUCGAUCAAGUUAGAUCGACUUCAUUGGCAAGCUCUCCAAGUUGUCCAAACAAAUCAGAAACAAUUACUGGGGUCUCUCAGGAUGGUAUCAAGGAGAACACAGACAUUCUUUUGGAUGAAGAUUUAUCGUUGAGAUGUCCUGAGACAAUAAGUUAUACUUAUCUUCAAGUAGACUUAAACGAUGAAGCACCAAAUCCAAGAUGGCGUCAUUCAGCGAUUAGAGCUGUUCGAAAAGGCCAGGAGUGUGUUGUGAUAUUUGGUGGCAGAAGUUCUGGAGAUGUUAUUUUUGGAGACUGCUGGUGUUUUGAUGUCAAUGUUCUAAAAUGGAAACAGUUGGAUAUAACCGGUGCCCAACCAACUCCACCUCAUUCGCACACAGCCUGUCUGUGGCAGGAUAGCAGGAUGGUGAUUGCUGGUGGACUGAGUGCUGACCUUUGCCCUUUGAACUCUGUGUAUGUCAUUGAUGUGGAGAGUUGUGUAUCACAAGAAAUUGAGCUGACGCCAACACUUUCACCACGAUACUCGCAUACAGCACAUGUAGUUGAUGACAAGCUGUUUCUGAUUGGUGGAAUCAACCCACAUGGUGCUCACUGCUAUACAAUCUCCAUCGUUAAUCUUACUGCGGCAACAUCCUGUGAAUAUUCCUUGCCAGUGUUUGACAUUGAUCGUCCGUUGAUGUUUCAUGGUCACACAAGUGAGUUACUAUCGGCAACCAAGAUCCUGAUCAUUGGAGGUGGAGGAAACUGCUUCUCAUUUGGAACACAUCUUAAUGAUACACCAAUACUGAUGGGACUGCCACUUUAACUUAAAGGGGUUUCAGAUUAUUAGAGAUGGAGGAAGCUGCUUCUCAUUUUGACACAUCUUGAUGGUACACCGGUACUGAUGGGAGUGCCACUUUAAGUUAAAGGGAUUCGUUAUUGGAGGUGCUUCUCAUUCAGGACACAUCUAAAUGAUACACCAAUUCAAACCAGAGUGCCACUUUAAGUUAAAGGGGUUCAUUAUUGGAGUUGGAUGAAACUGCUUUUAAUUUGGGACACAUCUGAAUGCACCAUUACUGCUGAUUGGAGUGCCAUCUUAAGUUAAAAUGAUGUAAUUUGUCCAGACUAGUAUUCUAGAUCAUAUUAUUUUGCUAUAUAAUCAAAGAACAUAAAUUUACUGAAGACGACUUUUUAAAAGUUUUUGUUAGAGGUCGACACAAACGUAUCAAAACUUAUAUUGCUGCUCGAUUCUAAUAAGUUGAAUAAAUCCAAUGGAACGUUUAUUUCUUAUGAGGAAAAAUCAAAUGACAGUUUCUGUUAUGAACAGACAUAUCAAGUAUACAAAUUUAAAGACUCUGGACACUAUUGGUAAUGUCAAAGACCAGUCUUCUCACAUGGUGUAUCUCAACAUAUGCAUA
Asterias rubens (European starfish) is the source of this 2893-nucleotide messenger RNA. Its product is annotated as tRNA wybutosine-synthesizing protein 4-like. Lineage: Eukaryota; Metazoa; Echinodermata; Asteroidea; Forcipulatida; Asteriidae. The coding region runs from base 103 to 2301 and encodes 732 amino acids. Gene Ontology annotation, biological process: tRNA methylation; wybutosine biosynthetic process. The record is from RefSeq and is a predicted model, not a curated record. The transcript has 13 exons. Gene Ontology annotation, molecular function: tRNA methyltransferase activity; protein binding.